This is a messenger RNA of Trichoderma aggressivum f. europaeum, 1554 nucleotides long. RefSeq lists its product as uncharacterized. Gene Ontology annotation, molecular function: NADH dehydrogenase activity. The record is from RefSeq and is a predicted model, not a curated record. Bases 1 to 1554 code for a protein of 517 amino acids. NCBI's taxonomy places the organism in Eukaryota, Fungi, Ascomycota, Sordariomycetes, Hypocreales, Hypocreaceae. The transcript has 2 exons.
AUGCCGAACCUACGCGUAUUCACAUGCUCAUUAUGCCGGGCCACGCCUAACGCUAGGAGACAGCGGGUUGUGAUACUGGGCUCCGGAUGGGCAGGAUAUACCUUUUCUCGCACCCUCGACCCGUCCAAGUACGAGCGGAUUGUCAUCUCCCCUCGCAGUUACUUUGUCUUCACGCCGCUGCUGGCCUCGACGUCUGUUGGUACUCUGGAGUUCCGAGCCGUCCUCGAGCCUGUCCGGCGUCUACCGGGAGGCGUACGCUUCCAUCAAGGAUGGGCCGACGAGGUGGACUUUUCUCGCAAAGUUCUCCGUGUCGAAGCCAAUGCUGUUGACCCUCUUCCGGAUGCUAUGCCACCCUCAACAUUACCAAACCCCAGCCAGCCGCUGAGAGGGGAGACAUUCGACAUCGAGUACGACAAGCUCGUCAUUGCAGUCGGCGCCUAUAGUCAGACCUUUGGUAUUCAAGGCGUCCGAGAACAUGCACACUUUCUACGCGAUGUAGGUGAUGCGCGACGCAUCCGGCUUCGGGUGCUCUCUCUCUUCGAACAAUGCUCGUAUCCGACUCGUUCGGGCAUCAAGGACGGCAGUAUGGCGACGAAGCCGCUCUCAGAGGACGACAAACGAUCCCUGCUUCACUUCGUCGUCGUGGGUGGCGGUCCAACGGGAAUUGAAUUCGCGGCAGAGCUACACGACUUGAUUCACGAGGACCUCAAGAAUAUGUAUCCAGAGCUGAUACCGCUAGUGCGUAUCACUGUCUAUGAUAUCGCACCCAAAGUGUUGCCCAUGUUCGACCAAGCGCUGGCAAACUAUGCCAUGGACACGUUUGCACGACAGGGAAUCCAAGUCCGGACGGAGCACCAUCUCGAGCGUGUAAGAGUGGCUGACGGGGAUCUUGGACGUGCACACGGCGGGCUCAGCAUCAAGAUCAAAGAGUAUGGCGACGAGGAGGUCAACGCAGGGUUAGUGGUCUGGAGUACCGGAUUGAUGCAGAACCCAUUUGUCGAGCAGCUGGUGGGAAAAGAAUUUGCGAUCAACGAUGGCUCUGAGUCGGGACAAAGCAAAGCUCCGCAUCACCGUCUCCUCAAAGACCAAAAGACGGGCGGCAUCGUCACAGACCGUUAUCUUCGCGCUCGUAUAACCAAUGACCAGGAUACUUCCAGUGGUACAGCAGAUGCCGUCCUACCGGAUGUCUUUGUAAUUGGCGAUUGCGCCGUAAUGGAGAACGACAAGUCACUGCCCAAAACAGCACAAGUCGCCUCUCAGCAAGCCGGGCAUCUCGCAAAGCAGCUCAACAAAAGCAUCCAAACUUCCCCGACCCCUACCGACGUCAGCAACGCCUGGAAGCCCUUCAAGUUCCGCAACUGGGGUACGUUGACGUACCUCGGCGGGUGGAAGGCGAUACACCAGAGCUCUGCCGACGAGCUGCGCGGGUGGGUUGCCUGGAUUGUAUGGCGAGGAGCUUAUCUGACGAGAAGCAUGAGUGUGCGGAAUAAGCUGAUGGUGCCUGUGUAUUGGUUUGUGUCUUGGGUGUUUGGGCGAGACAUUUCACGAUUUUGA